AUGGCGUUGACAGCAACGCAACAGCUGAUCUUGGAAAACGUAAAAAAAAAUGGCCAUUCUUUACUGGUUUUGGGGCAAAGUGGCACAGGUAAAAGUUAUUUAGUGAAGGAAAUCGCUAGAGCAUUGGCUCACGAUAGAAAAACCGUGUCAAUAACAGCAACGACCGGAAUUGCCUCACUAAAUGUUGGCGGCCAGACUGUACACUCUUGGUCCGGAAUAGCUGAUGGUAGAUUUACUAAUGAAGAUCUUGUUUUUCGGCUAAAUACAGAUGAAAAUUUCAAAAAAUACAAAAAUAACAUUUUAACAACCAGCUGUUUAAUAAUUGACGAAAUUUCCAUGCUUUCAAUGAAACUAUUUGAUCAAAUUGAAUAUAUUUGUAGGAAAAUUUUGAAAAAUGAUAUUGUAUUUGGAGGAAUGCAGGUUAUUGCUGUGGGGGAUUUUUUUCAGCUUCCUCCAGUUCCAGACUUUCUUAAAAAUGACAGUGGUGACUAUUGUUUUAAAUCAGAAGCCUUCACUAAAAAAAUUUGUCAUAAAUUCAUUCUGAGUGAAGUUCUGCGCCAACAUCAGCCUGAUUUCAUUAAGGCAAUAAAUGACGUUUCUAGGGGGGAUUUACCAAAAGAAACACAUGAUUUGUUACACAGACUUAGCCGUCCCCUACCACCAGGUCCUGAGCCUAUUCGUUUGUGUGCCAGAAAUUUUGAUUGUUUCAUGUACAAUGCCAUGAAGUUGAUCGAUUUAGAGGGGGACGAAAUUGUUUACAAUUCAGUUGAUGAAGGUGAUAUGUCUAAACUUGAAAAACUUUCUGUUCCAAAGAAAUUACAUCUGAAAAUUGGUUGCCCUGUUAUGUUGCUGAAAAAUCUUAGUGUUAAACUUGUUAAUGGAUUAAGGGGAACUGUUACAGGCCUGUCAAAAAACAAUGUAACUGUAAAUUUUUCGGGGGGGCCUAAUUCUGAAAAUGUGAUAACAAAUUUUAAGCCAGAAACAUUUUUGUUAUACAGUUGUACUGAUGGCAAGGUUGUUGCGUCAAGACAACAGUACCCCCUGUGUCUUGCAUACAGUAUCACCAUACACAAAUCUCAGGGUUUGACCUUGCAAAGAGUGGAAGUAGAUGCCAGCAAUAUUUUUGCAGCAGGCCAACUUGGUGUUGCAAUUGGUAGAGCUACUGAAAAAAAGGGGUUGAGAGUUUUAGGUUUCAAUGACUCAUCUGUAAUCAAACAUGAUCCUAAUUUAUACCAGUUCUAUGAAAACACUGGUAUCCCCAAAUUUGAUACUCAAGGAAAUCUUGGAUGUUGCAGGGCUAUGUAUUCAUAUUCAGAUACCACAGGGGAGCACAAUAUUUCUGAGGGUGAAAUUGGUCAUGAUGAAUUAUCAGAUUUCAGUGACAAUGAGAUGAGUGAAAUUGACUUCUUAUUGUCUCCUGAUUCUGAUGUUGUUGAACCAACACACCAUGAACCAUUUGAAGAGAUCAUAGACAAUGCACAAAUUUCUGCUCUUUUCAAAUCUGAAAGUCAGCUGGCACCUUCAGAUAAAAUUUUGAGUAAUAUUUUUGAAAACAUCUUACAAAAACAACCCAAUGAGUUGAAGUAUUUUGUCAAUAAACUUUUCUCUGAAAUUAAAGAUUUAUUUGUGCAAAACUGUGAUGAUGUGUCACAAAAACCCACUGAAGCAAAAACUUGGACAAAAUAUUAUUCAGCUGUAUAUCAUUUUUCUGUUUCGGAGACCUAUGUUUCCCUUGUCAAAGCUCUUUUUCAAUGUGAGCCUUCAAGUCAGCACUUUGAAAUGUGUAGCAAAAUCUUUGAUAGAGUCACAUCUGAAGUUCUAAAAAGGCAGAGUGAUCUUAUUUCACCGAGUAAUCCCUCUCCCUCCCCAAUAAAAGAAAUGUCCGAUUCAGGAAGAGGCAAGCUUAGGUAUAUAUUUGGGAGGUGCAUCGCAAAAAGUCGUUUCCAUUACAUGAAACAAUCUAUGAAUAGUGUGUAUAAAUCAACACAUAGAAAUCAAAACUCAAAAUUAUUUUUGAAAGUUAAAAUGCUUGACUCUCUUACUGAAACGUACGCAUUUCUUGAAAAUUCUUCAAAGUAUAAAGAAACACUAUUUCAAACACAGAGAAAACAAAACUUGACAAAUGGAUUGACAAACAUAAAAGAUCAAUCAUUUGAGUUUAUCAUGAAAGUAGAAAACAAAAGGUCUUCUUUACAAAAUGAACAGACUUUUCCAGCACUGGGCGCAGAUUUGCUGAAUUAUACUCGAAAUGAAAUUUUGAAUGACCUAGGUAUUUUUGAAUUUUGGAAAAGGUUGUUUUCUGAUUUUGAACCUAAAGACCCUAUCUUUAAGGUUAACAUUGAAGAUGCUAAUGAGUGUCUGCUUGAAUUGUUCAAAGACAUUAUUGAAAGAUUCUGCAAAAUUGCAGAUAAUGAGUUUAGGAAAAAAUUGCUUCAUGUCCUAAAAAAAACAAAAACUGAACGACUAAGGAGGAGAGUUGAUUUAAAGCAGAAUGCAUCAUGUACGCUUAAAAUGAACAGUUUACUUGAAGACAAAUCUGAGUGCAAGCGCAGCUCUCAUUUGAAACUUAAAUCACUUAUUUUUGAUAGUGGCAAGUCAUGUUUGCAAAAUUUUACCAAAAAAGACUUAUUAAAAUUAUGCUCUGCAUAUGGUAUUCAAGUUUCCUCCUCAGCAAAAAAUGAUAAAAUCAAAGAAAUGCUUUGUUCAAUAGUGGCGUCUUCAGAUGAGAUUACACAUCCACUGUACUUGAAUGAAUGUGGUACUAUAGAAAAUCUCCCCCAUCAAACAUUGACCUCUGCCCCAGAACCUGCCAUAUCUACAUUUUCUCAGAGUGAGCCUGCCUCAUCAUCAACACAUUCAGAAUCACCCCCUUGUACUAGUACAUGUAUUUCUGGAAACCCAAAGAAAAACAUAAAAUCAAGAAAAAGAAAGCCUACAAAAUUUAGGUUUACAAAGAAAAAAUGUAAACAAGCAGAUAAAUGUCAAUUACAAUGUCCUUUAUGUGAAAAGAAAUAUGAAGAUGGGGAGGACUGGGUAGCGUGUGAUUUAUGUGACACUUGGUACAAUCGCCAGUGUCUUAACAUUUCUGAUGAUCAAUGGAUAGGAAUUGAACAGGAAGACUGGUAUUGCCCUCUUUGUUUGAAAUAACAAAGUCAAAUUUCUCAAUGAACUGACUUCACUUAACAGUAAUUAAUUUACCAAAAUAACAUACUUCUUAGUCAUCUUCAGAGAAUUUUAUUGAGAAUUUACAUAGCAUUGCAUAAACAUGUUUCAUAUUAAUGUAGUCAUAUUGAGUACAUUGAUGCUAUGAAAUGCUAGGAAAAUGUCAAUUAUGUUUCUGUCUUUGGUCUCUUUGGAGGGAGUGAAAGAGCAAAUGGUUUUGCAGAAUGUUUACCAGCAUUUGAUUUUGUUGAGGUUGUUUUCUGACCAAGAAUGAUGCUAUUUAUUCCGGUCCUGUACUCAUUGUUGUUGGGGUUAGUAUUUGCACCAUGAUAUAAAGCACACUGCUGACAGAAAAUGUUCUCAAUUAUGUCACUAUUAAUUCGACUCGGAGCAAUUUCAAUUUUCAACUCAAGGAGACUCUUUUUUACAAGUGACAUGAACCCAUGGUAUGUGAAAUCAAUGUCUUCUCUUGUUUCCAUGGUAAUUAGGGACUUGUGUCUCUUAUUUUUUUCAUCAUCUUGUAAGUGUUCACUUUCCCAAGCCUUAAAGUAGUUGUAAACCUCAGUAAAUGAUUUAAGUCUUGUAUCAUUGAUGUCUUUGAUUGGUCUUGAAUCAUUAAAUAAAGACACAAUGGAGCUUGUGUACUUCAGAAAUUGAAGAACACUUGUCAUCUCUGCUUGUCCAGCAGCAUUCAGUGUCUGACUGUAGCAAGUCAUUAAAUUCAACAUAUCUAAAUCAAGUGUCUCAAAUGCUAACUUAUUCCGCAUUUUCUGGGCAUUGUUGGGGAAAAUAUGUUCAUCACUCAGUUUAUGGUGAAUUCUAAAACCAUUUGUGCAGUCCCACUGGUAUGCAUCUACCCACAUUUUCCAUAUUAUAUAAUGGCCAUUUACUGUGAGAAGCCUUUGAUGACUGGACAAAAAACCACUGCUUAAAACACUGUUCCUUAUUUUUUUAAUCAAAUGAGAUGGGUCCAUCAAAAAUAUCAUUGUUCUAGUAGGGUUUUUGUAACAUUUUGCUAUCAUUUUAUGCUCAGCUGGAUUGUUGUCAGGGAAGUGCAUUUUGACAAAUGCCCUGUUAUUAGCAGAACCAUCUAGGCUAGAGUAAAUAGGCUGGAAUCCCCAUGAAUGCAAAGCAUCGACACAGGUCCAGAAUGUAAGAAAAAUGUCAGCAGGUGGUGCCUGAGUGUUAGGAAAAUUGGCAAAAGGCCAUCUGAAACCUGUGAGACCAGUAAAAACAAACUGUAAAACAUGGUUGGCUAAUUCACAUUCAGCCUUUCUUGUAUUUAACACUUGCAUUUGUUUGACAUGAGUUCCACUGUCUGAAAGACCUAUAAACUUUGUUUCAUUUUUGUUGUUGACAAUUUGGAGAUCUUCUUGUAUUGCCAUCUCAUCUAAUAUCAAACCACCAUAGUAUCCUUUUACUGUUAAGUUUUGGGAUUUGGCCUCAUUAUUCAUCCAUGACAUCAUGUCAAAGGAUAUCCCAGGUUUUUGAUGAACUGCAUUUUUGUAUCUUUGAAGUAAUGAUUCACAUGGCAAAUGUAACCAAUUAUUUUGUGUUAAAUCUCUGUAUGCUGCUGGAUUUCUAUUGUACAGACUUAAAGCUAUGCAAAUGACAUCCUUGUCCCAUCUCAUUCCUGUUUUACUUGUAUUGGAAGCAAUGAUUUGAGAAUGUAUCAAUGUUAUCUGAUUUUGCUUCAAAUUUGGAGCCAAUAUUUUUAAUUUUUCCAAUACUUCCUCUGUUGAAAAUUGGCAGACAUUUUCUUUAUCAGAUAUUUUAGACUUGCAGUAGUAGUUUUUGUUUCUAAAAACUUUUUGGCAUUUUUCACAUACUGAUGAUCUUGACAUUAAUUGAAUGAAAUGAUUACAGUCUUUGGAUCUUAAUAUUGUUACAGUUUCACCAUUUUGUUCACAGAUCUCUUUGGUACAUUUUGAAAUGUUUGUAUAUUUGUUUUCAUAAUUAUUUGAUAUGUCAUACCCUUGACAUGGACGAAUUACUUUCAUACAUCGGAAUAAUGCUGGAACAGAGCUUAUAUUGAAAUCUACCUCUUGUGGAAUAUUGUAAUGUAAAAGACAAUCUAAAUCUUUGUUAUCUAGACAUAUUGAGAUUUUGUUGCUUCUCGAUAUUUUCAACUGUAAAAAGGAAUUCCUCCCAUUAAACUGGAUAUUUAAAAAAUGUCCGAAUACAAGUGUAUCUGCCUCUCUCUUCAAAACAAACCAAUCAUUUGGUAUCAUGUUUUCUAAAUUUUCAAAUAAUACUUCAGAUCUAUCAAUAUGAGAAGCAAGUACAACAUUUCUGUAGCUGUUAACUGGUUUUCCAUCUACUUCGCUUCUUGUUGUAGAUCUCACAGCAUUGGGGAACAGUUUUAAAACCAAAUUACUGAGACUCUUGGGAUCUUUUAUUCCUUGAGUUUUUUCAUUUUUAAAUGCGCUACAUAUCUUUUCUAGACUUAGGUUUCCACCAGCAACUUCUUUGAUAUUUUCACUUAACCUGCAGUAAAUAAAACUUAUCAAGCCCUAAUUUCAAUUUGUAUGUUAUGCAAAAUCAUCAAUGUUUUCCUAGACUUUUAAUAUCAGGCUCAUUACACACUAUACUUGUGCCUUCCUGUCAGUGUAUAUUCUCAUUCAUUUUUUUUUUGGAAAAUGUAUUUGUUUAAUUGUGCUCUUAAAUAAUACAUGUACCAUAAUUAUCUUAAUGACUUCAUUGUUACAAAUUUCGUUGUAAUUUUUCUGCACAAAGAGAACAUAUUUUGUUUCAAUUAAGAAAAUGUUGUGUAAUUUUGUGUGAAAUUCACAGGAAUCUUUAUAUACAAUUAUAUAUACAUGAUUAUUUUCAUAUUUAUAAAUCUAUUCAAAAUUUUGUAACCUUAUUAAUGUAUGGGAAGAACACUAUAUGAAGGAAAGAUUAUAUAUGUAUGAUAACAAUAACAAUAUUACUGCAUUAUUAUUACUAUUGGUAUAUCUAGUUAUUAAAGGGGAAUAUCAAAAUUCUUAUUUAGAGUCAACCACAAUAUUGCAGAAUUUCUUGAAGAAAUAUAUUUGUUAGAUAUGUUUGAAUAAAAAUUGGUUUUGUUUGUUUC
Ostrea edulis (European flat oyster) is the source of this 6238-nucleotide messenger RNA. RefSeq lists its product as uncharacterized. Gene Ontology annotation, molecular function: DNA helicase activity; ATP hydrolysis activity. The record is from RefSeq and is a predicted model, not a curated record. The transcript has a single exon. Bases 1 to 3147 code for a protein of 1048 amino acids. NCBI's taxonomy places the organism in Eukaryota, Metazoa, Mollusca, Bivalvia, Ostreida, Ostreidae. Gene Ontology annotation, biological process: DNA repair; telomere maintenance.